This is a messenger RNA of Periophthalmus magnuspinnatus, 2436 nucleotides long. RefSeq names its product tryptophan 2,3-dioxygenase a (gene tdo2a). Gene Ontology annotation, molecular function: heme binding; L-tryptophan 2,3-dioxygenase activity; metal ion binding. The record is from RefSeq and is a predicted model, not a curated record. NCBI's taxonomy places the organism in Eukaryota, Metazoa, Chordata, Actinopteri, Gobiiformes, Gobiidae. The transcript has 12 exons. Bases 53 to 1273 code for a protein of 406 amino acids.
AUUAACGUUGGUCUCAACAACAACUACUACCACUACUCCGGCUGCUUUCGUCAUGAGUGGAUGUCCCUACUUUGAGAAGCGGCAUUUGUUGUUCAAAAACAGACCUCCCAAAACUGAGGAAGAGGACGAUGUGGCACAGGCAGGAGUGAACAAGGCCAGUAAGGGAGGAAUCAUCUAUGGAGACUACCUGCAGCUGGACAAAGUUCUUGGGGCGCAGGUCCUCCAGAGUGAACUGAAGGCAAACAAAAUCCACGAUGAGCAUCUCUUCAUUGUUACUCAUCAAGCCUAUGAACUGUGGUUUAAACAGAUCCUCUACGAGCUGGACUCUGUGAGGGACAUCUUCAUCAGUGGACAUGUCCGUGAUGAGCGUAACAUGCUAAAGGUGAACACUCGGAUCCACCGCAUUGUGAUGAUCCUCAGACUGCUUGUGGACCAGUUUGCAGUGCUGGAAACCAUGACGGCUCUGGACUUCUUUGACUUCAGGGAAUACUUGUCUCCUGCCUCGGGCUUCCAGAGUCUGCAGUUCCGUCUGCUGGAGAACCGAAUCGGCGUUCCGGAUAACCUGAGGGUGCCAUACAACAGACGCCAUUACAGAGACAACUUUAAAGGGCACGACAGUGAGCUGCUGCAGGCGACUGAGCAGGAGCCCUCUCUGCUCAAGCUGGUGGAGGAAUGGCUGGAGAGGACGCCAGGCUUGGAGGUGGAAGGAUUCAACUUCUGGGAAAGACUGGAAAUCAAUAUCUUUGAAGGUUUGAAGGCCGAGAAGGAAAAGAUCGAGAAAAUGAUGGACGGCGAAGACAAGCAGGAACUGUUGGAGGAGGUGGUCAAACAAAAAGAGCUCUUCACUUCGCUGUUUGAUGAGAAGCGACAUGACCACUUAGUCAGCAAAGGCGAGAGGCGGCUAUCCUACAAGGCUCUCCAAGGCGCGCUGAUGAUCUACUUCUUCAGAGAGGAGCCACGUUUCCAGGUCCCCUUCCAGCUGCUCAACUCCCUCAUGGACAUCGACACGCUCAUGACCAAGUGGAGAUAUAACCACGUGUGCAUGGUCCAUCGGAUGAUUGGCAGUAAGGCAGGAACAGGCGGCUCCUCGGGCUACCACUAUCUCAGGUCCACCGUCAGUGACCGCUACAAAGUGUUUGUGGACCUGUUUAACCUGGCCACGUUCCUGGUGCCACGCAACUGGGUCCCAAAGCUCAACCCAAGCGUCCACACGUUCCUGUACACGGCCGAGUGCUGUGACAGCUCCUACUGCAGCAGUGAGGACUCUGACUAGGCCACACCGCUCUGCCAUUGGUUCAACCAAGCUCCGAUUAUUAAAAAAACCGAAACUAAUUAUAGGCCAUUUGGAUCCUGAUAAAUAUAUUUUACAGAGGUGAGAGUGAAUUUGUGAAUUUUACUGCAGUUUGUGGGCCUUGCCAUAUGUUUCAAAUAUCGGUAUUGGCAUUAGAAAAUAUCGGUUAUCGUCCACAACAGCAAGACAAUAAUCUGAUAUUGGCAUCGGCUGAAAUCAUUGGAAUUUACAAUAUUUCCGCCCAUGACAAAUUACAAUACAUUUCCACUAUAAUGCCAUUUCUGUGGUGGGAUGUUGACAAUCACUGUUUUUGGAGCAUUGUUACUCUGACAUGUAAACACAAAAAAUGACAUAGAAUCUUAGCAAGCUCGAGCCAAAAUAUAUUUUUCAUUUCAAAGUGACACUAAAAGCAUGUCACAUAUCCUGUAAUAAUUCCAGCAAAGAGAAAAAAGGAUAUGACCGGUUAAUCGGAAUUUGUGCAUUAGAGAAAGAAAUGCAUUUUGUUAUUUUGUCAAGUACUGACUUGACUGAGUCUUGUUUUUGUAAUGGGGCAUGAAUUGUAGUCAGAUGUAAGCUGUAACUUUGUAUAUAUUGUUAAUAGUGCAGGUGCCACAUAUAUUUUGUAUAGUAUUCUUAUUGACUGUUUAAAUACAUGUUGAUAUAUAUUUAUAAAAGUAUUAAUCAUCUUGCAUCAACUAUGAUGUAUUUGUGUUGAUAUUGUAUUUACAUGUACACAUUGUGUAAUGCUUUUAACAUGUGUAAAAUGUACUCAAAGGUUCAGCUAUAUAUACUUAUCCGUAAAAUGUUACUUUUACUGUUACUUUUAAAUAAAGUUAUAUUUAAUGGAAUAGAAUGCUAUUAACCUGUACAGUCCAACUUUCUACAUGCAACAAUGUACACAACGGAGGUUACACAUACAAAUGCAUUUAAUUAUACAUAAUCCCAAUUACUUAAUUUUAAGUAAAAUUUAAACUGCGAGUCUCCCAUUUAUUUAUAAUAUUCUUUUGCUGAGUAAGAUAGAUGCAUCAUCAAUAAUUUAUUUGUAAUAGCAAUCAAUUGUCCUUUAGGGUUUCAAAUUGUAGAUAUCUUUGUAAUAACUGGUCCAGUAAUAACUUUCCACAUGAAAAAAACAGGAAUACAUUGUC